Molecule: messenger RNA, 919 nt
Organism: Saprolegnia diclina VS20
Lineage: Eukaryota; Oomycota; Saprolegniomycetes; Saprolegniales; Saprolegniaceae
Exons: 3
Coding region: 126-776 (216 amino acids)
Molecular function (GO): phosphatidylinositol binding
Source: RefSeq, a predicted model, not a curated record
UUUUGAUCGGUCCAAUAAAACAAGCGAGGCUGCGUCGGGCUUGUCAGACGGGCCAUUCAAGCUCGGCGAUCGCAGCGACAUGGCGCCCAUUCCUUCAUAUCGCCUCUAGAACCAGCAGCACCACCAUGGCCACCGUCACGCAGCUCGCGGUCCUUCGCUACGAAGACACAAUCGACGAUGGCAGCAAGUUUACAGUGUACAUGACGUCCGUCGCGUCCAACGGCCGCGAAUGGGUCGUCCCGCUUCGCUACAGCCGCUUCCACGAGUUUUUUGGCCAGCUCGUCAAGACGGACCGGCACGCGGCGGCGCUCUCGUUUCCGCAAAAGGUGCUCUUCACACCGUCCAACGCCACGCGCAUGCGCCAGCUCCACGACUUUAUGCAGCAGCUCGCUGGCGCCCUGCCAACCCUCUCAGACGACGGGCUCCGACUCGUCCACGACCUGCUUGACGUCGACGCCAACACGAUCGUCGAGCAGCCCUGCGAGCCAGAGCUGGAAGAAGACACCGUGGUGCCUGGGGAGCCCGACGUCGCGGCCCAAGGACCUUCGAUCGACGUCGUUGUCGAGGUCGUCAAGCCGACGGCGGCCACGCCACUGAAGAAGAAGGCCAAGACGUGUGCAAAGGCCAAGGUCGAGUCGCCGCCCGCCGUCCGCGCGGUGGCACUCACGUACACGGUGAUGCUGUCGCCGGUUAUGAUCCUCGUCACGGUCGUCCAGUCGCUCUUUUGGGUUGCAUCGGCGCUGCUGCCUUCGCCCAAGGUCAAGGCCGCGGCGUAGCCCAGCCCAACGUCGUAUUUAUGCAGCGCGCCAUUCCCUACCUUUACGGCGGACAGGCGCGGCCAACGGUAGCCGCGCGCCCUCUCGAAGCGUGGGAUGAGGAGUAAGCCCCAAAAUCAAAAUCCACCAUCUCACUCGGUCGA